AUGAAUGCUUGCAAAUCAAUCGCAGAUAAUAUUAGUGCUCACUCAAAAGUGUUCUACCCAUUUGAUCUGGAAUACUAUGAAAGCAUUAAACAUUAUGCUGCAACAUCGACAAUAUUUUCGGUCUGUAGUGUUGAGCCAAACAACGCUGCCGAUGUCGCAAUCAUUAUCAAAAUAAUCCGGCAAGGUCAAGUUCAAUUUGCGAUCAAAGGUGGUGGACAUGCUAUGAAUCCUGGAUUCAGUUCUACGACUGGUAUUCAUAUUGCCAUGCGACGGUUUGACACGAUAACAUACCAUCCAAAUAAUCAAACGGUCGAUGUGGGACCAGGACUCGUAUGGGAUGAUGUGUACAGAGCACUCGCACCAUACAAUGUCACUGUUAUUGGUGGUCGAUUCUCAAGUGUUGGUGUCGCCGGACUCAUCCUUGGUGGUGGUUACAGUUGGAAAUCAAAUCAAUUUGGUCUCAGCAUUGAUAAUGUUUUCGAAUAUGAGUUGGUCACUCCCAAUGGUACCAUUGUCUAUGUGAAUAAUAAUUCGUAUCCAGACAUCUUCUUUGGCCUUAAGGGUGGAUAUAACAACUUCGGUAUCGUGACCAAAUUCAAUCUUCGUUCUGUACCACAAAACCAAGUUUACGGAGGUUGUCUUUAUUAUACUUGGCUUCAGAUUGAUGGUGUCUUAGAGGCUAUCACCAACUUCCAAGUGAAAAAUACAGAUCCAAGAGCACAAAUUUUGUCAAUUCUUGCUAUUAAGGACGGAAUACUUGGCAUGGAUCUCGUCGUAUUCUAUGAUGCACCGGUGGCUCCAGACGGAAUCUUCAAAGAGUUCACCGAUCUUCAUCCUAUUGGUAUUCUUCAUAGUCGUUCACUUCUCUCCAUCGUUCAAUGUACACCAGGCUUCUUAACUGACAAUCUGCGUGGACAUAUUGAAGCACAGGAUAAAAAUGCAAAAGAAGCACUUAUCAAAUUAGCACAACAAGCCAAACCAAUAGAAAUGAAAGGUAAUAAUAUUGCUUUUUUUGGUUUAACAUCAACAGGAGAAUCAACAAUGCUCGAUAGUCUUCUUGGUGAAAAAAAAGCGGCAACAGAUGUUGGUGAAACAACUCUAGAAGUUAUAUCUUAUUUUGGUAGAAAUUUUGUUCUUCGGGAUAUUCCUAGUCGAAAUGAUGAAGUAUCAUAUAUGAGUAUGCAAUAUAUAUCAUUUUUUAAAGGAUUAACACGACGCCUUAUAUUUCUUUAG
This is a messenger RNA of Rotaria sordida, 1233 nucleotides long. Lineage: Eukaryota; Metazoa; Rotifera; Eurotatoria; Philodinida; Philodinidae. The record is from the annotation of a GenBank genome assembly.